AAGAAAAGAAAUCUGCAGCAAACUUUUUUUUCCCUCUCUCAAAAAAACCGAUCAGAGGAAGGAAUCCAGAAGGAAAAUCCCAGAAAAUUUCAAUGAUUCUAGCAGUGUUGUUCGCCAACUCCCAAGGAAACAUCUUGAUCGAAAGAUUUAAUGGCGUCCCAGCUGAGGAGCGGCUUCACUGGCGAUCUUUCUUGGUUAAGUUGGGAGCAGACAACCUCAAAGGUGUCAAAAAUGAGGAGCUCCUCGUCGCUUGCCACAAGUCGGUGUAUAUCGUGUACACGGUGCUAGGGGAUGUUAGUAUCUUUGUAGUUGGCAAAGACGAGUACGAUGAACUUGCUUUGGCAGAAGUGAUCUUUGUCAUUACUGGGGCUGUCAAAGACGUAUGUGGAAAGCCACCAACCGAGCGUCUGUUUCUUGACAAAUACGGGAGAAUAUGCCUGUGCCUUGAUGAAAUCGUGUGGAAGGGGCUUCUGGAGAACACGGACAAAGACAGAAUCAAACGACUCAUAAGGUUGAAACCUCCGACUGAGUUUUAGUCUGGCAGUUCAUCUUGUCGAAGCAGAGAUUCUUCUACUGAUAGUUUUCCAGAUCUCCAAUUGAGUUGCAACAUCUCUUAUUUCCGGUUCACUGGUGAACUUCAUAUCGACUAUUUUCGAGUAAAACUUAUUUGUUGUUUGAUCAAAGAAAGCCAUUGUGUCUCAAUGUUUCUUCAACCUUCGAUUCUCUUGUUCAUUGGAUGUAUCAGUGUUUAUGCUAUGAACCUGAAAACAGAGCAAUGGAAGAAUAUUCUCGUAAA
Tarenaya hassleriana is the source of this 796-nucleotide messenger RNA. RefSeq lists its product as uncharacterized. Gene Ontology annotation, biological process: intra-Golgi vesicle-mediated transport; retrograde vesicle-mediated transport, Golgi to endoplasmic reticulum; intracellular protein transport. The transcript has 5 exons. Bases 93 to 536 code for a protein of 147 amino acids. Gene Ontology annotation, cellular component: COPI vesicle coat. The record is from RefSeq and is a predicted model, not a curated record. Lineage: Eukaryota; Viridiplantae; Streptophyta; Magnoliopsida; Brassicales; Cleomaceae.